AUGUAUGCCACAUCCUAUGAGAUAGCGGAGGGAUUGCUUUGCUCGAAUCAUAGCCGACAGGUGCAAAUUGCUGCACUUCGGGUGAUCAAGGCAGUUGAUCCAUCUCUUUACGACAAUAAGCUGAUCAACGUGUUAGUAAGGCUGUUCCGAAACACUUGUCCUCAACCGACAAGUACUGGUGAAUCCCAAAUGGCUGUAGAUAUACUUAUGAAUUGUGUACCAGAGCAUCAACACACCGCCACAUUGCUACUACGUACCGAAUCUACACAUCCAGAUGAUCAUGAGAAAUGGAACUAUUUCUACAAAGCAGUGGAAAGCAGUGGACUCCAGGAUGACCUGGUCUGUUGGUCGUAG
This is a messenger RNA of Strongylus vulgaris, 354 nucleotides long. The record is from the annotation of a GenBank genome assembly. NCBI's taxonomy places the organism in Eukaryota, Metazoa, Nematoda, Chromadorea, Rhabditida, Strongylidae.